AUGCUUCUCAGUACCAACAGGAGGUGUGUUGAGUUGUAUGAUCAGGCGGUCCCUGUUUCUAGUACCUGGGACUGUGGCAGCAUGAAGAGCCAUUAUCCUCGACGGCUACCAAGCGGCGUGUUGGGUUGUAUGCUCAGGGAGUGCACUGUUCCUAGUUCACUUGGACUGCGAAUUGACUCUGGUAUCAAUGCUGCCCACGUGAGUUACAUGGUGGUGAAGGCUAACAAGAUCGACUUCUCAGGAUUGCAGUAUGGAAAUUUCAGCGCACAUCUCCCAGACAUUUCUCAGCAUUCGACAACCACCAAUCUCUCGGCACCCGCCCGGGCUAUGGGCCACAUCAGUUCCUAA
Molecule: messenger RNA, 348 nt
Organism: Penicillium hordei
Lineage: Eukaryota; Fungi; Ascomycota; Eurotiomycetes; Eurotiales; Aspergillaceae
Exons: 2
Coding region: 1-348 (115 amino acids)
Source: RefSeq, a predicted model, not a curated record